Molecule: messenger RNA, 5684 nt
Organism: Leopardus geoffroyi (Geoffroy's cat)
Lineage: Eukaryota; Metazoa; Chordata; Mammalia; Carnivora; Felidae
Gene: RASEF
Product: RAS and EF-hand domain containing
Exons: 17
Coding region: 303-2525 (740 amino acids)
Molecular function (GO): GTP binding; calcium ion binding; GTPase activity
Source: RefSeq, a predicted model, not a curated record
UCCCCGGCGCUCAGUUGCGGGCGGGCGGGGCUGCGCGGUGCGCGGAGUUGUGGGGGGCGCACUUAACACUGCUCCUGGGCCGGUAGGGGCAGCGCGUGGGACCAGCGUCGAAGCGCGCCGCCCCCAGCCCGCCCAGGAGCCUCGCCCCGUCCGGACAUUCCUGCAAGUGGCCGAACCAGCCGGACGAGCCCGACUCUCCGCGGUUCCCGGCGGCAGCAGGUGGCCCCGGAGUUCCUGCCCGUCACCUCAGCCCCGGCGGGCAACGCGCCCCGGAGCUGUCUGGGCUGUCCCCGCCGGGCGGGAUGGAAGCGGACGGGGACCAGGAGGAGCUGGCCCGCUUGCGCUCCGUCUUCGCUGCCUGCGACGCGAACCGCUCGGGGCGCCUAGAGCGCGAGGAGUUCGGCGCGCUGUGCGCGGAGCUGCGCGUGCGGCCGGCAGACGCCGAGGCCGUGUUCCAGCGUCUAGACGCCGACCGGGACGGCGCCAUCACCUUCCAGGAAUUCGCGCGCGGCUUCCGCGGGGCCCGCCGCGGGGGGCGGCACCGGGGUUGGGGCCCUCGGGAGCCCGCGUCCACCGCGGGCCAGGUGGAGCCCGACCGCGAGGACGGCGAGGAGGACGAGGGCGACGAGGACGCUGCGGAGACGCUGGCAGCACCCUGGGGUCGCGCGAGCCCGGUCCAGGCUUGGCAGGACUUCCAGGCGCGACUCGGGGAAGAGGCCAAGUUCAUCCCCAGAAAAGAGCAAGUCAGUACCUUGUAUCUAAACAUCAACCUUGUGGAGCCAAGACUAAUUCAGCCAUACGAACAUGUUAUAAGGAACUUCAUCCGCGAGAUCAAACUGCAAAGCACAGAAAUGGAAAGCCUGGCCAUUGCAGUGAAGAGAGCCCAGGACAAGGCAGCCAUGCAGUUGAGUGAGCUGGAGGAGGAAAUGGACCAGAGGAUUCAGGCGGCAGAGCACAAGACGCGGAAAGAUGAAAAACGUAAAGCUGAGGAAGCCCUCAGUGACCUCAGACGUCAGUAUGAAACAGAAGUAGGGGAUCUACAGGUGACAAUAAAGAAACUCAGAAAGCUAGAAGAACAGUCAAAACACAUAAGUCAAAAGGAAGAUGUGGCUGCAUUAAAAAAGCAAAUUUAUGAUUUAUCAAUGGAAAAUCAGAAAGUUAAGAAAGAUCUUUUAGAAGCACAGACAAACAUAGCCUUUCUUCAGAGUGAAUUAGAUGCUUUGAAAAGUGAUUAUGCCGAUCAGAGUCUGAAUUCAGAAAGGGAUCUGCAAAUAAUCCAAGAGUACACAGAAGAUCGAAAUAGUCUUGAGAGGCAAAUCGAAAUACUCCAAACAGCUAACCGGAAACUGCAUGACAGUAAUGACGGCCUGAGGAGUGCCCUUGAAAACAGUUACAGCAAGUUCAACAGAUCUUUGCGCAUAAAUAAUAUAUCACCAGGGAAUACAAUUUCUAGAAGCAGUCCCAAAUUUAAUGGUCAUUCCCCUCAACCUCUGGGCUAUGACAGGUCAUCCCGCUCUUCCUAUGUGGAUGAGGACUGUGACUCGUUGGCCCUCUGUGAUCCAAUGCAGAGAAUGAAUUGUGAGGUUGACAGCCUGCCUGAGAGCUGCUUCGACAGCGGCUUGUCUACCCUGAGAGACUCCAAUGAGUACGACUCAGAGGUGGAGUACAAGCACCAGAGGGGACUUCAGAGGUCACACGGCACGCAGGAGAGCUUUGCGGGCGAUGCUUCAGACACAGACGUUCCUGAUAUAAGAGAUGAAGAGACGUUUGGUGCAGAAGGUGUGGCUUCCAUCUUGGACUGGAAGCCCCAGGGGCCCUCUAGUGAAGGCAGCAUUGUCAGUUCUUCGAGGAAGCCCAUCUCGGCACUGUCACCACCGACAGACAUGGUGGAUGGUAACCAUAAAUCUUCCAGCUCACAGAAGGCUUACAAGAUUGUGCUUGCUGGAGAUGCUGCAGUGGGGAAGUCUAGUUUCCUCAUGAGACUUUGCAAGAAUGAAUUUCGAGGAAAUACAAGUGCCACUUUGGGAGUUGAUUUUCAAAUGAAAACUCUCAUUGUGGAUGGAGAGCGAACGGUCCUGCAGCUCUGGGAUACAGCCGGUCAGGAGAGAUUCAGAAGUAUUGCCAAGUCUUACUUCAGGAGAGCAGAUGGCGUUCUGUUGCUGUAUGAUGUGACGUGCGAGAAAUCCUUUCUUAAUGUACGAGAGUGGGUAGAUAUGAUUGAGGAUGCAACCCAGGAGAGCAUUCCUAUCAUGUUGGUGGGAAACAAGGCUGAUCUUCGUGACGCUGCUGCAGCAGAGGGACAAAAGUGUGUCCCAGGAUACUUUGGAGAAAAGCUAGCCAUGACCUAUGGGGCAUUAUUCUGUGAAACCAGUGCCAAAGAUGGCUCGAAUGUAGUGGAAGCUGUUCUCCAUCUCGCUCGGGAAGUGAAAAAAAGAACCGAUGAGGAUGACAGCAAAUCCAUUACCAAUCUGAGCGGGACCAGUUCCAAAAAGUCAACCCAGAUGAAGAACUGUUGCAGUAGUUAAAUCCCAUACAUCUUUGGCCUCUCAAGUCCCAGAGUGCUAAGUUUCCAUGACCUGUUUGCUUCUUGCAGAGUGGUACAUCCUACAGACACUGCCUGUGGGAAGUUACAGUGUGGGAGUCUGAAUCGUGCUCUAGAUCUCUCUGGAGCCCUGGCUUUUUGCUAUGUUUCAGUGAAUGAUUUGGGCCCCCUGGUUAAAUAUACUUGUCUUGUCGUUGCAGAGUCUCCAAGAUAAUGUGUAAAAAGUGAUAAAAAAAAAAAAAAGUCACCUGCUCAGAUCAAAGCUGUAGAAGAAACUGACAUAAUUAUUCAUGUGUAGCUGACUUUGUAGAUAAUCCAUGACAAAAUUUUAUUUCAAAUAUUCGAUAGUAGAAUAUUAGUAAAAAGGGAUUACCAUCCUAGCUUUACUACUAACUAGCCUGUGGCCUGAGAUCUGUCAGCAACCCACAUUAGAUCUGUUUCCUCAUCUGUGAAACAAGCAUCUUGGCCUUGUGGGCCUUGACCUCUCAGAUUUUGUGCGCUGUAAGGAGCGGGAAGGAGCCCCUGCUGGCCCACAGUUAAUAAGGACUCUGGUUGGUUGUACUUUUUAAAUAUUGGGGAUAUUGACUUUUCUCAUUUCUGAAACAACAGAACUUGAGAAAAAACAUGGUAAUGUGUUAGGCUCCAGUGGAGACAGAAAAAUCUAUUUUUUUAUAUAUAUAAAGAAAAAAACAUUUUUGUGACAAAGAGUUGGAAAAAAAUGGUACUGUAAUCUCAGAAUACUUGCAAAAUCCAUGGUUUAGAGUCAAUGUUAAAAAUUCUAAUGAAAACUUAGGAGGCCACAUACUACUAAAAAUGCAAUGCCCAGGAAAGUUGUCACUCUUUACUUAAAAAUAUAUACCAGUAAGUCAUGACCAUGGGUUGGGGACACACAGGAACUGGGAGUGACUGCUAAUGGGUAUGUGGUUUCUUUGGGGGAUGAGAAUUUUCUGGAAUUACAUUGUGAUAAUGGUUGUACAACUGUGAAUAUACAAAAUAACACUAAAUUAUAUACUUUAAAAUGGCUGAAGUUUAUGGUAUGUGAAUUAUACCUCAUUAAAAAAAAACACUACCAGUAGAAACAAUUUAACAUUUUGCCAAAUGAAAAUGUGCAUGCUUGAUUCCUACCUUCCCAUGGUUUACAAACAUAAUCUCCAAUACAGUGCAAAUCCCUCAACUCCCUAGUUGCCAGCAUUUGCUUCCUGAAAUAAUGAACAGCGAUAGAAAUGCAUGGUUUUGGAAACUCAACUCUUCAAAAGAGGAAUUGUCCUUAGGAAUGGGAAAUCCAAGUCCUUUGUUGAAUGUGACUAGUGACUCCUGCUCACCAACAGCUUGGUUGGUCUUGCUCUUCUAGAACCUGCAGUGCCUCCCAGAUUUCUCCACCAAAAUGUCGCUAGCACUGAGAGAGUCGACACCUGACCCUAGAGAGAAGCCUGGUUUUUGGUGUUUGGUUUUCAGUGGUCUUGAACCAAUUAAGUUAUUUCCAACCAGACGUUUGAACUUACCUUGGUUCAUAUAGGUUAGGUCCAGGUUCCAAGCAGUCUGCUGAAAAAACUUAAAGAAUAGUGGUUAUUUAUGGUAUUAUGUGAGCUAAUAACGUUCCUUUUUGUUGAAUUAAAAGAAUCCCAUGUAGCAGUUUUCUCCUGUUUAUGAUUUUUAUGAUCAAACCUUAAAUUCCCUAGCUUCAUUUUUUUUUUAAAUGAAAACUGACCAGAUAUGUUACACACACAGGUUAUAAAUAACCACAGCAUCCUUUAGCUUUGAAAAGCUUGCCUUCUCUCUAUUGACAUCUAGCCCCCCCACUCCCCCCACUGGAAAGUUUGAUCUAUCCUCAGCAACUCUACCAUGCAUUUGUGUUGUGUGGUUUUGGUUGCAGAAAAAGAAGUUUAUAUUUUUGACUGAAAAGAAUGCCUUGCUUGUCAAAUGGAACAGGGCAGGGAGGUGGUUAUUUUGGGACUAUGGUGAGAUGCAGAUUUGGCCACUGCUGUUUGUCUCUGUGGCACCUUUUGGAGCCCAGGUUAGAAAGGAUCUUCUGUGUUGACAUAGGGGACACAUGUUCAGGUGUUUGGUGCAGUUGCACAAAACUGUGUUAAUAUACAUGUUGUGUUGCCUUUAUUUAUUUUCCCCCAAAGUGUCUCUCUGUGUUUGUACGACAGUCUGUACAUAGAGUAUACCUUUGGUACAGAAGUAUUAUCUUCGCUUUUGCCUCUGGAUUGUAUGGUUAGUACACCCAUAGAUUCGGAGAUUACAAAGGCACCUUUAAUAGACAAAGCAAUCAUCUUUAUUUGAACCUAGAUAAAUAUUUUGGCAAUAAAAUCCAAAUUAGAGACUUACAGCUUUGGUUAGCAAUCUUGUUUAAAGAAAAGCUACUUGAAAGUUCUUUCAGCUGCAUUGGUGGGAAAUCAUAAUUAUUACUCACAUUUGAUUUCAUGAAGGUGUUCUCAAAGUUACAGUGUAUUUUUGGUAAGAAAAAAAAUAUUUAAUGUUUUUAACUUAGACUUAUUGUGACACAUUUGCAUAGUCCUGUGCAGCUAACUCAUCUUGACUCAAUUUUUCCUUUGAGAGCUUUUAAAAUCACAAUUCUAUUAUGCUCCUUUUUUUAUGCAUCCUGACACAUUGGAUAAUAUUUUAAUUUCAUCAUGGAAAAGAAUGUUGGAUAAGGAGACAUUUUUCACUGUUAACUUUUAGCCUCAUGCAUUUUCAUAAUUUAUUUUUUCCACUUGCUGCUUUAUAUGACAUAUGUGACAUUUGAUUAUUUAAUACCAAAUGUGAUUUGCAUAAACCCAAGUCAUACAACCCUCUUGCUGAAGAUAAAAUUGAGGUUAAAAGAUAACGAUUUAUUUUCGUAUUUGUACAGUGAUCGGCUUCAGAGUGAAGGCUUUUGUGGGCUUUUAUUGUAUAUGUGUGUAAGAAAUUUCAUAUGUAUAUAUUAAGUAGGCCUCUGGGUAUUGAAUAAUUGUUUCAUGAUUUUGAUUUAUAUGGUUUACAUUUUCAUAGUAUUGGCCAUAUUUCGUUUAUACUGUUUAUUUCUCUUCAAACCAUUAAUAAUUAUACCAUAAAGUGUAAUUUUUAUAGCAAUGCAAAUGUCUAAGGAACUACAAAUAUUUUCUGCAUUGUAAAUUCAGUAAAGCACGCUUCUGUUGGC